This is a messenger RNA of Pseudopipra pipra, 1394 nucleotides long. RefSeq names its product interleukin 12B (gene IL12B). The record is from RefSeq and is a predicted model, not a curated record. Bases 447 to 1394 code for a protein of 315 amino acids. The transcript has 7 exons. Gene Ontology annotation, molecular function: protein binding. NCBI's taxonomy places the organism in Eukaryota, Metazoa, Chordata, Aves, Passeriformes, Pipridae.
CUUAUCAGAUAGAAAUGGUUUUAGUUUAUUUAACUUUCUCUUUCUGUCUUUAUAAUGUAUUUCCCAUCAGAGAGUUCUGGAAGUUUAUUUGGCCUGUAUUUACUCUUCCUCAGAUAAUGAACAGGCUGUAUGAGAGAGACAGAGAAUCAGGCAGGAAAAAGAAAUGCUCAAACUAUAAAGGUCAUUUUAACAAUCUCAUAAUCUCAUUUCCUCAUUCAAGUUUACCUGGGAGUCCCAAGCUUUUUUUUUUUUUUGCUUUAGCUGUGCCACUAUGUAAAAAAGGAACUCAAACCACGUGUUGCAAUUCUGUGGUAUUGCGGUGAAACAGAGCAUCCCUUUCCUUUCAGAGUUUAGGAGUAUUUAUAAGGGAGCCAGCACUUUGCUUCCUUCAGAUCACAAAUCAAACCUGCCUGACAACUUGACUAAAGGCGCCGUCACAGGAAAAGAUGCCUCACCUGCUCUGUGCCUUACUUUCACUGUUUUCCUUUGGUGCCCUACUGGAAGCUGUGCAGUGGAAACUUCAGGAAAAUGUGUAUGUCAUAGAAUCUGAGUGGAAUGCUGAGACACCAGCUACGAGAGUGGAGCUCACCUGUAACUCACCCAAUGAAGCAGUUUACUGGAAAAAGGACUCUGAAUGGAAAGGAAAAGGAAAGACUCUGAUUGCUGAAGUGAAGGAGUUCCCAGAUGCUGGAAACUACACCUGUCUGGCAGAGAAUACCCAUGAAAUCCUCAGCUAUAAUUUCUUCCUCAUAAGCAAAAUUGACUCCAAUGGGCAGAUGAUAAGGUCGAUUCUGAAAAGCUUUAAAGAGCCAAAGCGGACGUUUUUAAAAUGUGAGGCAAAGAACUACUCUGGAAUUUUCAUGUGUUCAUGGAUGACAGAAAAUGAGAAUCCAAAUGUGAAGUUCACCAUCAAAAGUCUAAAAGGCCCUCAGGGAGAUGUGACCUGCAGCAGCCCUGUGGCUCACACCGAUGGAUCAGUGACCAGAUACACGUCCCAGUGCCGCAAAGAAAACUACUGUCCCUUUGCUGAAGAGCACCAGCCCACUGACAUGUUCCUGGAGGUCAUCGAUGAGGUGGAAUAUGAGAACUACACCAGCAGCUUCUUCAUCAGAGAUAUCAUAAAACCUGACCCACCCCAAUGUCAGUAUGUGGCCACAAAUGGAAUGGUGACCUGGGAAUAUCCCAAAACAUGGAGCACCCCAAAGUCCUACUUCCCUUUGACUUUUAAGGUCAAAGUUAAAAGUGCGAAGAAACGCAAAACCCAGGUCGUCUAUGUUACUGAUGAACAGUCAUUCCACCUUCCAAACACUGGGCCAAAGGAUGAGAUUUCCGUGCAGGCCAGGGAUCGUUAUUACCACUCAUCCUGGAGUGACUGGUCUUCACUCUGCAGGUAA